UCAGGUGCUCCGCCCUUUGCUUGCAGUGCCGGUCCUGGCUCAGUCCGCUGGCCCGGAAGAGGAGGGACCGGGCACCGCACCCAUCACCCUCGUGGCCGGCGGUCCGUGACGCACCAUGGGGUCUUUUGCGUCCAAGGCUGCCCUCAGGGCUACCACCGACGAGCCCACAGAACCCGAGCCGAAACACCUGGCAGACCUAAUACAAUACGUAAAUGAAACAAAUAUGAGUGUUGAACAUCUGGCUGAUGUUCUUUCUGAGAAGGCCAGGAGCAGCAGCUGGGUGGUAGUGUUUAAAGCCCUGGUCACUGUGCAUCACCUCAUGGUUCAUGGAAAUGAGCGUUUUAUCCAGCAUCUUGCAUCUAGAAGCUCUUUGUUCACUUUGCACAACUUCCUGGAUAAAAGCGCGCUAGAAGGCUAUGCUAUGUCAACCUUCAUCAGGCGAUAUAGCAGGUACUUGAAUGAGAAGUCACUCGCAUGUAGACUGAUCACAUCUGACAUCACCAAAGCCAGGAGAGGGAUGGAUGGUAUGAUGAGAACUAUGGAUACAAAACAGCUGCUAAACACUCUUCCAGUUAUUCAAAUUCAGUUUGACGCUCUUCUUAAUUUUAAUGCAAAUCCUGACCAGUUAACGAAUGGUAUAAUCCAUGCUGCUUUCAUGCUUCUCUUUAAGGAUUCUCUUCGCCUCUUUGCAGCCUAUAAUGAGGGGAUCCUUAAUCUGCUAGACAAGUAUUUUGAUAUGAGGAAAAGCCAGUGCAAGGAAAGCUUGGAUAUUUGCACCAAGUUCCUUGCAAGAACAACCAGGUUGGCAGAGUUCCUGAAAGUAGCAGAGGAAGUCGGAGUUGACCAGAAAGACAUUCCAUAUCUUACACAGGCACCCUACAGUUUACUUGAAGCCCUAAAACAGCAUUUAGCUUCUUUGGAAGAGAAAAAUGACAGUUUUCCUCCUUACAGUCUUCAGCGCGCAUUGAUUCCCCCCAUCCCAAAUAAUCCAGUUGUGAAAACUUCAACAAGCAGAGCUUGGUUCUCAGUCCGCAAACGUGUUGGAGCCAAACAGCAAGGUGGAAAAACCAUUGCAAACAAUCUGGAUGGCUUGCCUGCUAGCCUUGCAGGAAAUCUUAACUUCGGAGAAAGUCCAGUCAACAAGCUGUAAAACCACCAGUUGGAACUUCUCGGCAUCUUAAGAUAAUCAGUGUUACUUCAGUGAGUGAAUCCCUACAUUUUCAGCCAAAAAAACUUCCAAAAGCAGGCAAAUGGAAACCAAAGGAAGGCAGAAGUGAUAAUAUUAACAACAAAUACUGUGGGAUAUCUGACAUGAAGUGGCCUCAGACUUCAGACAAGGAAAUUACUGGUGGAAUGAAGUGGCAGCUGAAUACCUACACGUGCACAUCAACCAUCUGGAACCAUGUUUCCAUUCCUCUGGUUCAAACUCCAGUGGGAGCUCCUUACCGAAUGGUACCUCAACCCACUAGUUAUACGCAACCAGGCUCAGAGACCAGCAAGUAACCCUUCUACUCCAUCCACAAGAAAUAAUACACAAUCCAUGUAGAAGUAUCAAAGCACAAAGAUUCAUAUUCAGAGGUGAAAAAAAAGGUGAUGAUCUCUCUAAAGCCUGAACUGAACCAUCCACAUCUGCCAAGUAAAGUAAACAUUCAUUUGAACCAUCAGUACUUUUGAGACU
Panthera uncia (snow leopard) is the source of this 1678-nucleotide messenger RNA. RefSeq names its product phosphatidylinositol-binding clathrin assembly protein-like. The record is from RefSeq and is a predicted model, not a curated record. Lineage: Eukaryota; Metazoa; Chordata; Mammalia; Carnivora; Felidae. The transcript has 16 exons. The coding region runs from base 116 to 1150 and encodes 344 amino acids. Gene Ontology annotation, biological process: clathrin coat assembly; clathrin-dependent endocytosis; synaptic vesicle budding from presynaptic endocytic zone membrane. Gene Ontology annotation, cellular component: clathrin-coated vesicle; clathrin-coated pit; extrinsic component of presynaptic endocytic zone membrane. Gene Ontology annotation, molecular function: clathrin heavy chain binding; phosphatidylinositol-4,5-bisphosphate binding; 1-phosphatidylinositol binding.